GCCCUAGAUUGAGUUCUUAUGUCAGAUGGUUCCAAUUUGUAUCAUUAGUUCUGGGAAACGGCAGACUUAGAGAGUUUUUCAUUUCAUAGUAAUUUUAUUGAGGGUUGAUCUGGAGUUAUGAUUACGAGCUUCAGAUAAUGAACUGUGGAAAUUACCUUUAUUUUCUACUUAUCAUCUCAUUAUGCCAUACUGUAAUGAAUCACUCACACUGUCGCCAGAACUCCUGUGAAACACCUGCAGUGGAGUAUGUUGUUCGAGUCGAUGGAACAUUUUCAGAUGCUAAGGCGGUCGCUCGACUUCAUGACUUGGAGCUAGUUGAUGAAAUGAUUGGCUUUAAAGGAAUGUACAUAAUGCACUCUAAAGCUAGCGGAUUGAAAAGGCGCAAAAGACGGUCUGUGGUCUCCAUAGAUGGCCCAGGGGUCAAAUGGUUUGCCAAACAAGAAUUUCUUAAACGUACUAAGCGCUCCAAUGGGCCGGCCGUAUUCUGGAACGAUCCGCUAUAUCCCGAUAUGUGGUACUUGAACAGAGCUAGUAGAGGUAAAGGUUACGACAUGAAUGUAUUAGAAGCAUGGGAGUUGGGCUAUACUGGUAAAGGUAUCAAAAUCACUAUCAUGGACGAUGGAAUAGAUUAUACACAUCCGGAUCUGCUAGUAACUUAUGAUCCUAAAGCCAGUACGGACAUCAAUGGUCGUGAUAAUGAUCCUAUGCCAAAUAUACGGAAUCGUGAUAACAAGUAG
Molecule: messenger RNA, 737 nt
Organism: Schistosoma turkestanicum
Lineage: Eukaryota; Metazoa; Platyhelminthes; Trematoda; Strigeidida; Schistosomatidae
Source: the annotation of a GenBank genome assembly